Molecule: messenger RNA, 2101 nt
Organism: Linepithema humile (Argentine ant)
Lineage: Eukaryota; Metazoa; Arthropoda; Insecta; Hymenoptera; Formicidae
Gene: ZnT63C
Product: zinc transporter 63C
Biological process (GO): intracellular zinc ion homeostasis; detoxification of zinc ion; zinc ion transmembrane transport
Cellular component (GO): membrane
Molecular function (GO): zinc ion transmembrane transporter activity
Source: RefSeq, a predicted model, not a curated record
CCACUUGUAAAUCACCGUCUUAUUUGUAUAUCGGGCCGCAUCGUCAGAAGAUGGUCCGAAAUUCGUGCAUCUUCGAUCUCAUAAAUAAACAAAAAACAUGGGGAGAGAACGCUUCGGAAUUCAUUAGAUUUCUCACGCUUCGAUAGUGCUAGAAGUUUCCAUCAAUUUUCGCGUUUAUUAAGUCUGCACAAAUACCAUGGGUCGUUACACAGGGAAAAAAUGUCGCCUUUUAACAAUGUUAUGGCUGACAGCCUUGUUCUUUUUAGUUGAAAUUGUAGUUGGAUAUGUAACUAAUUCGAUGGCUUUAAUAGCUGACAGCUUCCACAUGUUGUCGGAUGUAGCGGCUUUGGUAGUAGCAUUUCUUUCGGUAAAGAUGUCGCCGAAGAAAUGGUCCAAGAACACCUUUGGUUGGGCUAGGGCUGAGGUGUUGGGAGCUUUAGUCAAUGCCGUGUUUUUGGUCGCGCUAUGUUUUAGCAUCACUGUGGAAGCGUGUAAGCGAUUCAUUGAGGUGGAAGAAAUACAUGAAGCUAAACUGCUUGUGGCAGUUGGAGCACUUGGACUGUUGGUGAAUGUGAUAGGCUUAUGUUUAUUUCAUGAACACGGAAGUGCUCAUGGUCACUCGCAUGGUAUAUCCCGAAGUCAUAAUAGACUGAGCACUUUAGUGGGCACGGAUGACAAUGAAAACGACGAAGCUUACAGACCUUCGACGCCCCAAGUGAAAAGAGCGCACGGUCACAGUCACGAUGCAAGUCAAAUGAACAUGCGAGGAGUAUUUCUCCACGUACUUUCUGACGCAUUGGGAUCUGUUAUUGUAAUCGUGUCUGCCCUCAUUGUAUGGCUCACAGAGUGGAAGUACAGAUUUUACAUUGACCCCGCACUGUCGCUUUUAUUAGUCAUUCUUAUCUUGCGAUCAGUGUGGCCGUUACUCCAGGAAUCAGCUUUAAUUCUACUGCAGACUGUGCCAACACACAUUCAAGUUGAUGCUAUACAGCAGCGUUUGUUAGAAAAUGUAGACGGAGUAUUAGCCGUACACGAGUUCCACGUGUGGCAGUUAGCGGGUGACCGUAUUAUAGCUAGUGCGCAUAUAAGAUGUAGGAAUCUUUCGGAGUACAUGAAAAUUGCCGAACAAGUUAAGGAGUUUUUCCACAACGAGGGCAUCCACUCCACGACUAUUCAACCAGAAUUUAUCGAUUAUCAUUCAAAUAGCGAAAUUAAAGAAACUCCCACGGAGGAUUGUGUGUUGGAUUGUCCAAAGACUGAUAAACCGUGCAAUCAUGCGACAUGCUGUGGUCCUUCUAAGCAAGGUCGUGAGACUCCUUCCCCUGGAGAAACGCCGUACAUGUGCAGACAGCGCAACAGCCUGGCGCGUUCGACCGGCUCUAUAGGAGGAGCUGAGCAGCAAGAAGUGAAUGAAAUGGAAUGCGGACACUUGCUGUCACUGCCGACAUCGCAUCCAGCUUCGUUUCAUUCCGUCCAAGUUCCCCAUCCUCAUGUUAACGCACCAACUGUCUGAGUUCAUCAUUGCAUCAUCAAAUAUCUACCUCCAUAGUAAAAUACACGGCGCGUCGCGAUUUAUUGUACAAAUACAAUAAAUGGAAUACAUCUAUGAUAUCUAUUAGUAUCGCAGUUAAUGGCAGAGGUUGAAGGACGCAUUUGCAAUCGCAUCAAUUAUUAUCGUAACGAAUUUAUAUUUCUUCCGAAGAUUUGCGUAGCGAGCAAAUCUGCUUCUUAUCUUUGCCAUCAAUUUACUUAUAUAACGUAUUAAUGGAUAUUUGACGAUUAAAUGCCAAAGGCAUGUUAAUACCAAAUAUUUUAUGUUACACAAUGCUCUGAUAUAAAUAAGAUAUUUAAUUUGGAUUUCUAAAAAAAUUAUAAGGUUUUUAUCUUAAUAAUUCUGUGCAUAAUUUAUGCAGAAUAGAAAUAGGAUGUAGAAAUAUAGGAUUUAUAAUAUCUAAGUUAAGUAUUUUUUAAAUCUCACUUUCCGAGACUGCGGUGAAUAAGAACACUACUUUGUAAAGCUGUUUAUUUAUAUAUUGUGUAAUUUUUAUUCUGUAUAUUAUGCUACGCAAUUUUAUAAGAUAGUAUACAAAUCUAUAAGCGA